This is a messenger RNA of Aspergillus caelatus, 2140 nucleotides long. RefSeq lists its product as uncharacterized. Gene Ontology annotation, molecular function: phosphoric diester hydrolase activity. NCBI's taxonomy places the organism in Eukaryota, Fungi, Ascomycota, Eurotiomycetes, Eurotiales, Aspergillaceae. The transcript has 3 exons. Gene Ontology annotation, biological process: lipid metabolic process. The record is from RefSeq and is a predicted model, not a curated record. Bases 400 to 1524 code for a protein of 374 amino acids.
UCUUGAUUCCUCCCAGUGGAGAUCCACUAGCGGUGUGUUGUUGCCUUGGGUGAACGUCCAACUUUUAUUUAUCCGUUGUAAUUGAAGGAGUGGGGUUUGUUUCUUUGGAUCGUGGUCCUCAAUUUCUUCAUCUCUGUAUCAGAUUCAUAGACUGGUCGGGAUUUCUCUCUGAAACAAACAAACCUCUUUAUUUCCUUUUUUGCAUCGACCCCAGUACUACUACUCCAUAUCGCACGGACUAUCGUGUUCUAGUCAUAUCAAUAGUUCCAUUGCAUAGUACAUACAUAUCCACCUACCUCCCUUCGUUCUCCUUUUCCACGGCACCCGUUACAUAUUUGACGCUGCUCAUCCCUGGUUGUUUAUCGUUAUCAUAUCAUCACAUAUCCCGCCGCUGUCAAUAUGCUAGGGUUUGGCCUCUUAGCGUUGCUUCCUUUUGCUGCUGCCGGAACGGUGCUCCCGCGGCAAACAGCAUGCAAUAACUCGCCCGAUUUAUGCUCGAAAUCUUACGGCGAGAUCACUCAUCUGGGUGCACAUGACAGUCCUUUUGUACGAGAUGCUUCCACUGGCUAUUCGACGUCUGGGAAUCAGUAUUUCAAUACUACGGUGCAGCUCGACGCUGGCGUUCGCUUGAUCUCGGCGCAGGUCCAUAAGAAAGAUAGUGAAUGGCAUCUAUGCCAUUCUAGUUGUGAGUUGCUGGACGCAGGAAAGCUGAGCACAUGGUUGUCCGAGAUCAAGAGCUGGUUGGAUUCCAACAAGAAUGACGUGGUUACGUUGUUACUGGUUAACUCCGACGACGCUUCUGCCUCCGAUCUCCAUUCGCAAUUCCAAACUGCCAACCUCGUCGACUACGCAUAUACACCCACCUCCCAGACUUCCGCGCCGAGCUCGUGGCCAACGUUAGAAAGUCUCAUCAACAAUGGAACUCGGUUAAUGACAUUUGUGGCAUCUUUGGAUGCAUCCAAGAAUACGGUGGCCCCGUACCUCAUGGACGAGUUCACCUUCAUCUGGGAGAAUCCUUACGACGUAACGAGCCCCUCCAACUUCUCUUGCAACCCCGACCGUCCAUCUAGCCUCCAGAACGACCUGUCGUCUGCGCUCUCGUCGAAUCGUUUGCCGUUCAUGAACCACUUCCUCUACCAGACAGUUCUCACCCUGGAGUAUCCCAACUCCAGCUACGUGUCGACCACUAACGCGCCGUCCGGCGGAACCGGCAACCUGGGCGAUGCAGCCACCAAGUGCAAGGAAGCCUACAACCGCCAACCAGCCUUUAUCCUGGUUGAUUUCUUCGACAAGGGCCCCGCCAUCAAGACCGUCGACAGCCUGAAUGGCGUCACCAAUGCUGUGGGCCGCACCAACCUAACGGCCGCCACCCAGACCAGCGGCGCCUCCACCUACUCCAACGUCUUCAAGGGACUGGUUGAACUGGUGCAGAGCGCGAAACUGGGCUCCAAUCCUAGUAUGGGCGAAUGGGUCUGGGUGGGAGGCGAUUGGGGCAGCCUCCUCGGCGGCGGCAUCACGCUCUAAGCGGAAGAGAUCCUUCCGACAUCCCGUCCAUCUCGUUUCUUCAUUCUCCCCAUAUUCACCAUGUUAAUGUUGUUUUAAUUGGCGACGCACGAGCUUGAAAUCAGCGCUGUUGCUUUUCGAGGCUGGAAUAUUUACGGAUUAGCCUCGCUGUCGAUAUUAUUGGAAAGUCACAUGUACACGGAGACACAGGAAAUCGGCGUUUUGGGUAAAGCCAUGACUUGACUUUUGAAUAUAGAUGAGCCUUCUUUUAUGUUUGUCCAUAUGUACCAACCACAUUCAUACCAUAUCAUGCCAUGUACGUAGCAACCGUCAGAUAUUACCUAGAAAUGGAACAUACCCGAACAAACCUUCACCUCCCAAUGAUGGCAACUAGGUAAUACACCUGAGAAAGAAAGAAUCGCAAAACCACUUACUCCUUCCCCAACAACUCCCGUACCUUAUUUACUUUAUCCUCAAACGACUGCUCCUUAUCGGUCCUGUACCACCCGAGAUCAGCCCUCGUCACCACAAACAACGCACGAUAUUCCAAAAAGGGGUGGAAGGCGCACACAGCACCCCAACCCCCAACAAAUCAAACCCCAAAGACCAGAGGAUUAAAAAAAAAAAAAAAAAAAAA